Molecule: messenger RNA, 4087 nt
Organism: Rhopilema esculentum
Lineage: Eukaryota; Metazoa; Cnidaria; Scyphozoa; Rhizostomeae; Rhizostomatidae
Product: neogenin
Molecular function (GO): protein binding
Source: RefSeq, a predicted model, not a curated record
GGGGGGGGGCUCUUCCAGGGAUUUUUGGUACCUCUCUUACACAUAUUAACGCCAAAAUUCUCGACAAUACCUUUCAGAAUACUACAAAUUAACGGGCUUGCUUGUCGAAAGAUACCAACCAUCAAUUUCCAAAACUGACAGCACUCAAGUGACAGCGGAGAAAGUCGAAGAGACCAUACAGAACCAAAACAGCCUGUCCUCGUUUUCAUGUAACGAUAGACUGUAUAUUGAAAACUUUGAAAAUUCGAGUUACCUCAACUGGAAGUUCGUCGGCUAUUUGAAAGUGCCUGAAAGUGCAAGCUACCAGUUUAAAAUGACGUGCAACAAAGUGUGUGAAAUCUUCAUAACAAAAGACGAAAUUGAAAAACGUAUCGGAAUAAGUUUACACACAACGAGCCAACCUGAGACAGUGGUAAAUGCUGGGACGCUGCAGCCUAAUAAAAUGUACCCAAUAAAGUUAUUUUACCAGCCGGGGGAACUGUCGCGGGAGAUGAAAAUAUUGCACAAAAACAGUAAAAGUACUGAAGAGUUCUCAAAUUCGUGGGAAAAAAUGCUUUAUAACCUAAAAGAAGCUGAAUCACAAAAGAACAUGCCAGAUCUGUUGAUGUGGACCAUAAGCUCCACGUCAGUUGCUGUAGAACUGCCUUCACAGCCAAGGCUACCAAAGAAAGAUAAUUGGACUUCUAUGCCGAAACAUGAAAUACACUACUUCCAAUAUGACUACAGAAAUGAAGAACAUAAAGUUAAUAUAACCUUGGGACAUCGUGUUCUGGUAGCAGGACUACAUAAGAAUACAAUCUACGGAUUUUAUGCUCAUUUUUUUGGAAAAAUCAACGAGAAAGAUCAAAAUAUUGUGUCAAGAAUAAGAUACAAAAGAACAGAUGAAGAUGUUCCAGACUCUGCCCCUGCGAAGGUAACUGCUACCACAGAGUCUCCGACCUCGAUUAAGCUGACCUGGAGCCCAAUCGCUGACUCCUCUUUGAUGAAUGGUGUUGGCCGUGGGUACGAGUUACGACAUAGAGCUAAAGAUUCAGGGCUAACUGACUGGAAAUCUAACAUCAUAUAUGGUAUUCAAAACAGAUUUUUCGUAUUGGAGAGGCUGAAAAAAGGCACAUUGUAUGAGUUUAAAGUAGCAGCAAGGACGAGGAAAGGGAGUGGUGUUUUCAGUAAUAUUGUCCAGAAAAAUACAAACAACGAAUGCCUGAUAGUUGAAGACGACCCUACAAGCUUUCACACGAACAUUCUAUUUGCUGAUAAAGCACUGAAGCGUCAUGUAGAUAAAGUUAUUCAUGUGAAAACAGUUGAAGAAUGCUUCAACCAAUGUCGCCUAUGCAUUGAACAAAGAGCUGGUUGCCACUGUGAAUCUUUCAACAUAAGCAAGAAGAUGUUGGAAGGGACAAUGGUGUGUGAAAUAAAUUCUGGUCAUCAUAAGGAAUUUCCAUCAGAUUUUGUUGACCGUGAAGGGUACCAGUACUAUAUUGUAAUGUAAAGUUACAUCUCCCGUCAAAGUUUUUUGUCUAUUAUUCAGGGGCAGAGCCAAGAAAAUUUUUGGAGCGGCGAAGAGGCGAUUUUUGCCGACAAAAAAGGGUGUAUCUCACUCUUUAAGGGUGUGGUCAAAAAAUAAAUACUCCUGCAUGCUACCUUUAUUCAUUUCUCUUUCAAAGUUUUUACUCUAGACACCUCUGAUAUUAUUGUAAAUAGAGUACCGAAGUGAUGAGGUCAUGAAAAUAUACUUUUAGAAUUUUUUAAUUUUGAUCCCAGAACCUAAGGAGUAUAGUGAAAUACCUCUAAAUUUGCAAAUUCAGUUAAAGGCAUUACGAAUUGGCUUAGAGAUGGCCACAUAAGGACAAGCUCUUGCCCCGUCAAACCUCUGUAAUUUGGUCUUGGUUCAUAAUUUUAUGAACCAGGCCAGAAUAACAGUAAUCCGUUAGCAAGCUUGAAAUCUUUCAUCGGUCAUAUCUCGCCCAAUUUGGAACAUAUCUAACUAAUUUUGCAUAUUGAGAGGUAUUUUAUGCUGUUCUUUAGGAUUAUGUGGCUAAACUCAAGAAAUUCUAAAAAUAGAUUUUUGGUGACGUCACACUUCGGUACUCUUUUGUCAAUAGCAUCCAUAUCUUGAAGUUUUCUAUUAGAAACUGUAAUAGUUUAAAAAACAUUUUGUCUUCAUGGCAUUAUAAGAACAUUAGGCAGGCAUUAUAGAUUGAUAUACUGUUUUGAACGAAGGUGUUACAGCUCUUGGCACAUUACGGCACAUACAGGGGGUUUGUUUUAUAUGAAACUAUGAAAAUUACUACCUUUUGUAACGGAAAUGAUAGAAAAUAAUAGUUUUGUUUAUUUUGAACUACUUUUACGAGAAUAAAAUCGAUAUUAAAUAAGAGCCGUUAAAACAGGUUGACAAAAGAAAAUGGUAAGGAUACAAAACUUUGCAGAUAGCGCCCUUUUUCUAAACGUUCCUAUAAAUGAAUGUCUCGAAAAGCGUAGCAAUCCUUAAGAAAACAAAGGGAGUUAGGGUGUUUAUCUGAGAAAUUUAGGACAGAUAUUUCUUGACUUAUGUUCAUCAUAUCCAGGUGAACUGGAUACUUCUUCAAAACCAUUCCGGUUUUACGUUAACCUUUACAAUGAUUCUGUCGGAUGGCUUUAUAUCUUUUUCAGAGGUAAAACCCUAAGUAACCCAGCUCUCACGCGAAAUUUCACUGAAAUUGAUUAAAGCAUUAAUUUGCGAAAGCACGACCAAUAAAUAACAAGGCUCCUCUAGCAGAUCCAGCAUUCACUUUUUUAGCAUUCCAAACAGUCUGUAUUGUAAUGAAAUUUGCAUAUUUACUUCAAUGUUAUCUUUUCACGAUAUCUUGAAACAUGUUAACAAGCGUUUGUAGAUUAACAGACAAAUUUGCGACAAGCUUCUGAAGACAAAUCUAUUUAUCUUUGGUUUCUUGAAUAGUGUACACCAGCGACAAGACGAGAGUGGAUUAGAAAGUGCUUACCAAUACUUCACGGCUCUUCAAACCAUCUUUUCGUCAGUAAUUCUUCUUAUAGUUGCUUUUCGACAAGUUUGCAAAAGCUAGGCCAUUCGAGUUUCCUUUGCAGCAUUACACGUUGCUUAACAAAUGCUUCAAGAAGUCCAGAAAACCUGUCCCUUGCAGUGUAAUCUGCAGCAUGGGUAUUGAUUACAGGCCAAACAAAGACAACAGUACAAAGGCAGUUAAUCGAAAUGCAGAAAGUCGUUGGAGAACUCCCAUGAGAAUUGAAGCCUUUUGGAGCAUUAUGGCUUAUGGUCCUUGGGGCAUACUGUAAGCAAUUAGAUGUUACAGCAAGUAAUUGAAUACUUUAAAACGUAUAUAUUUUUUAGAUAGAAUUUUUAGAACUAAUCGUUUUAAGAAAAAAGGCAAACAGAAACUAUAUCGCUUGCAAAAUUUUCAAAUAUUUUUGCCUUUUCUUGACCGCAAAAUAAAUAUCGCAAUCUUUAAGUUCUCCUGAAAAUGCAUAGACGUGUAAUUUCAAAAAGCUUGUUUUUUUUUCUGUGGAAGUUUAUUCUCAAUAAACACCUCCUUAUGACGGAGAACUCCCAAUCAAGGACACGCCCAAAUAACGGACACUUCCCAAUCAAGGAAAUCCCAAAACGGACACAAGUAAAUCACAACAAACCCUAAAUAAAUGACAAAAUCAAACACCUUCGAAAAUGGGCAACUUUAGAAAACGAAGUCGAUUUUUCCUAAGGUUCAAAGUUAUAUAGGCUUUGCGAUAGAAGUCAUAUAGGCAAGCUCUCUACAACGCAACGGAUUCUUCGGGUUUCGAAUACAAGAAAUUUUCCCUGAAUAGUUCAUUGGUUUAGACCGUAGGUUGCAAAGUACAGUAUACUUUCGACAAAUGGCACCCUGAAUAAGUGGGUCUUUUGUUAAGCAGAAUCAAUCUUUCAGGUCCCUUGGAGGUUCCGCUUAACGGCAGUAUAACGUAGAAGCAAAGGUACUAGCUUUUGAAACAGAUUGCAGUUUGAAAAGUUUCCUUGGUAUCUUAAAUUGACAGUUAUGCUCUAAAUGGACAAUCAAGAAAUGCGGAACUCGCAAUUUAUCUGUAUAAAAAUAACUGCAACAAA